Molecule: messenger RNA, 2151 nt
Organism: Dendronephthya gigantea
Lineage: Eukaryota; Metazoa; Cnidaria; Anthozoa; Malacalcyonacea; Nephtheidae
Product: polycomb group RING finger protein 3-like
Exons: 11
Coding region: 1314-2006 (230 amino acids)
Biological process (GO): regulation of transcription by RNA polymerase II
Cellular component (GO): PRC1 complex
Source: RefSeq, a predicted model, not a curated record
AAGUCAAGUGCUUGAAGUUUGCUAUGCAUGCUGGUCGCGAACUCGCGGUCAAUGGCAUUGCGAUUGUGUUCAGUUAUCAGUUCACUCUUUGAAAGAUUAAAACAAGAUAAGAUAAAUAAAAGGCACAUUUUUUUCAUUAUGUAAAUUCCACGAGCUAAUCUCUCAAUAAAUAUAUCAGACAUGCCUACAAAGACACGUUUAUUUUCUUUUUGUGUUUCAUUAUUUCAAUAUUAAUCCUAUUGACUGCCCUUCCGUGUUUGGAAUUAAAAGACCAAAUUUCACCGAUGGUGCAACAAAAUAAUAAAUAUAUCUAGAAAAAACACAUAUCAAGACCUUGUCAACUUUACGAUGACGAUUAGGUCAAAACUAUACAGUUUAACGCGUCUUUCCAGUGAAUGGCUGAGAAUUUGUCCUUUCAUGAAUCAUGAUCAAGCUUGUUAAGUGAUAAGUUGAGUUUUUAUUUUUUUACCCCGUAAUUUAAAUGAUUUUAGCCUCUCUCUUUGACUCUUUAGAUACCUUUGAGCUAACACAAACGAAUCUUUCCUUGUAGCUAAGAAUUAAGAUAACCCUUGAAGACUGUCAUUUUGCCUGUAGGCAAUACCCCUCUAUAUAAACUAUGAUUUUUAAUGUAUAUUUGCAAGUGUAGAAGCAUAUCGUACGGACAUGCAGGUAUAAAAUUAUGACAAGAGGAAACAGUUUUACAUGAAUGAAAUGGUACCAGAACAUCUUUAUAGGAUUGGAAUUUGCCAAAAUUAAUAUAUUUCAGUCUCAUUCUGAUUUAGAAGAUGCUCAGAGUGAGUGUGAAUUGAUGCGAAGUGCAUAUUGAACUGACGAAACAGUUCGUUUGCAUAUCAUUUCGGCUCAUCAUUAAAAUAUGAUGAACGGAGUGACGAUAAUCCUGAGUUAUCCUGCAAUUUCUUAAUGUAAUGAUUAGUAAUAAGGCAUCCAGCAGAUAUUAGUUACGAGUAUAUUACGAGAUGUCUUGAUGUCAGCCACGGAAAGUGAUAUAAGAAAAGCUCUGGCAAGACGCCAUAAAUACUUGAAAUACUAAAGGUCAAUAGGUGCGACCUGAGGUGUUUUGAAAAAUUUUCUUCACUUCCGAUUAAUCUGCUUUCAAACAGAGAGACACAGCUUGAAACCACGCAACUACGACAAGCACUUCAUGGCGUACUAAAGUUGUCUAAAUUUUGUCUAUUCAUUUCUUAAUAAUCUCAGGAGAACCAUAUCAAGAUAUUAAGAAGACGCCAAGCUAAACUCAAGAUAGAAAGUCUUCCUAAGCAUAUGGUUUAAAGGCUAAACAGACCUGCGACGUGAUGGAACAAAGAAUGAAGAUGAAAGAACUGAAUGAAUUCAUAACAUGUGGCAUUUGUUCUGGGUAUCUUAUCAAUGCAUCGACAGUCACAGAAUGUCUUCAUACAUUUUGUCGUAGUUGUAUUGUGAAACACUUAGAAGAAAACACGCACUGUCCAAAAUGCGAAAAGGUCAUUCACCAUAGCCAUCCAAUGAAUUAUUUAAGAUUAGAUAGAACAAUGCAAGACGUAGUUUAUAAACUGGUCCCUGGUUUACAAAACAGAGAGAAAAAGAGGGAAGAAAAAUUCAAAAGAAAAGCCAGUUCUACUGCAAAAACUAAAGUUGAAGGUACAACGAAAAGCCACAAUUCUUCAGUAAACAAAUCCAAACGCAAAUCAAAAGUAGAAAAUGAUUAUCACAGAAAUGAUGAACAGGUUGCAAUCUGUCUGGAGUGCCAGAGGUUGCCUGAGCACAAGAGAUCAAUACAGCCACUGAAAAGAAAAUACCUGAGAUUGUCUUCUCAAGCAACUGUACAGAUUCUACGAAAAUAUCUUGCGAAGAAAUUGAAAUUAAAAAGUCAUACAGAUAUAGAUAUAUUUUGUAACGAAGAACUCCUUGGAAAAGAUCAUACGUUGAAGUUUAUCGUUCUCACUCGAUGGAAGUUUAAGAAAGGACCACUGAUGCUUCACUAUAGAUCAAGUCUCAAACUGGUUUGAAUCGUCAUUCAGUCAUACGACAUUCUUGCACUGUAGUAAUAUUAUAGAUAGGAAUAUUUAAAUCUUUUUAUUUACCACAACAGAUGAAAAAUAUUUGGGUUGGGUAUGAAAAUAAAGACAGCUGGGUUAAUGAAGUACAAUUUUC